This is a messenger RNA of Bicyclus anynana (squinting bush brown), 1986 nucleotides long. RefSeq names its product probable methylmalonate-semialdehyde dehydrogenase [acylating], mitochondrial. Gene Ontology annotation, biological process: L-valine catabolic process; thymine catabolic process. Gene Ontology annotation, molecular function: malonate-semialdehyde dehydrogenase (acetylating, [NAD(P)+]) activity; methylmalonate-semialdehyde dehydrogenase (acylating, NAD+) activity. The transcript has 10 exons. Lineage: Eukaryota; Metazoa; Arthropoda; Insecta; Lepidoptera; Nymphalidae. The coding region runs from base 202 to 1770 and encodes 522 amino acids. The record is from RefSeq and is a predicted model, not a curated record. Gene Ontology annotation, cellular component: mitochondrion.
GUAAGUCGUAACGUAAACAACAAGAAUACUCCACAGUUCACGAUACAUACAGCGGAUUUGAAUAAUUUAAUUUUAUCAAUUCAAGGUCACAAUUCCACACACGUAUUUAAAUCAGUUCAGUCGGCUUGCCCCUCGGCCCCCACCCAAGUACCAUUACUUGUGUCUUGUGUUCUUUUAUUGGUCUAAUAGAAAAAAUCGGCGAUGGCGUCGGCGAUGCUAAAGCUUUUUAAAUCAGAAUCUCAUCUACUACUUCGUAGACACUACAGCAGCUCAGCUCCAACCACAAAACUAUACAUUGACGGACAAUACCUUGAAUCAAAAACAAGUAACUGGAUUGAACUAACUAAUCCUGCUACAAAUGAAGUUAUUGGCAGGGUACCGGAGACAACACAAGAAGAAUUAAAUUCAGCGUUAGAAGCAGCAAAGAAUUCAUACAAAUCAUGGAGCCAGAGCACUAUUAUGACGCGGCAACAACUAAUGUUCAAAUUCGCUCGCCUAUUAAGAGAAAAUCAAAGCAAAUUGGCAGCGAAAAUAACAGAAGAACAGGGAAAAACAAUUGCCGACGCAGAGGGCGAUGUACUUAGAGGCAUUCAGUCAGUUGAACAUUGCUGCAGCAUCACUUCUUUGCAAUUGGGAGACUGCAUACAAAAUAUCGCUAAAGAUAUGGACACGCACAGCUAUAAAGUUCCCCUAGGAGUUGUUGGAGGUGUAGCAGCAUUCAAUUUCCCGGUGAUGAUCCCGCUGUGGAUGUUCCCACCUGCAGUGGUGACGGGCAACACCUGCAUCAUCAAGCCCUCGGAGCAGGACCCCGGAGCCACCCUCAUGAUGAUGGAACUGCUGCAGGAAGCCGGUGCACCUCCCGGACUUGUUAACGUAGUGCAUGGAACACACGAUACAGUGAACUUCUUGUGCGACAAUCCUGACAUCAAAGCGGUUUCCUUCGUCGGUGGGGACGCGGCCGGGAAGCAUAUCUACACGAGGGCAUCUGCUGCAGGAAAAAGGGUACAAAGCAACAUGGGUGCCAAAAACCAUGGAGUGAUAAUGCCCGAUGCGAACAAAGAACACACCCUCAACCAGUUGGCUGGCGCAGCUUUUGGCGCGGCCGGGCAGAGGUGCAUGGCUCUCAGUACUGCUGUGUUUGUGGGCGAAGCAAAGGAUUGGAUCCCCGACUUAGUGCAGCGAGCUCAAGCGCUCAAAGUGAACGCCGGUCACGUACCCGGCACUGAUGUCGGUCCAGUCAUCUCUGUCAGGGCUAAGGAGAGGAUCCUCAAGCUUGUUGAAUCAGGUAUCAAAGAGGGCGCCAAAAUAGUUCUAGACGGCCGAAACGUUAAGGUACAAGGUUUCGAAAAGGGUAACUUCGUCGGACCCACCAUCUUGACUGACGUCAAACCGAACAUGGAGUGCUACAAGGAAGAAAUCUUCGGCCCAGUGUUAAUUUGUCUAUUUGUCGACACUUUGGAUGAUGCCAUACAAUUAAUCAACUCCAACCCAUACGGAAACGGUACAGCUGUGUUCACUACGAAUGGUGCUACAGCGAGGAAGUUUGCCUCAGAAAUUGAUGUUGGUCAAGUCGGAGUCAAUGUACCUAUUCCUGUACCACUGUCUAUGUUCUCCUUUACGGGUACUCGAGGCAGCUUUUUGGGCACAAAUCAUUUCUGUGGUAAACAGGGAAUCGAUUUCUUCACAGAACUGAAGACUGUUGUAUCUUUUUGGAGGCAGAGUGACGUAUCUCACACGAAAGCUGCUGUGUCUAUGCCCACUCAACAGUAAAUGAGUAUCUGUAUAAAUGUUCGUCACAAAUUAUUUAUUGUUUCCACUUUCAAGUGCCAUUUAUUAAUGUAUAAGGAAAAAUGUAAUAGAGCAUUUAUAUUUUUAUAGUAAUGUUCAAUUUUCUUAUUAACAAGUCUUCCCAAUAAUGUGAUCGUAUAAAUUGUGUGUAUAUUUUGUUACAAUUUUUUGUUAUACAAUAAAAAAACAUUUUAUUUA